This is a messenger RNA of Wasmannia auropunctata (little fire ant), 1319 nucleotides long. Its product is annotated as histone-lysine N-methyltransferase Suv4-20-like. Lineage: Eukaryota; Metazoa; Arthropoda; Insecta; Hymenoptera; Formicidae. Bases 361 to 1110 code for a protein of 249 amino acids. The record is from RefSeq and is a predicted model, not a curated record. The transcript has a single exon.
UUGCAAUGUAAUUGAACAUUGUAUUAUUUACUUAAAAAAAAGUUUGCUACCUUAUCUUUUUAUAUCAGACUAUGUCUAUAUACAUUUUGGAACAACCGAGUUUGAAAAACCGAGUUUAACGAGAUAUUAAAUUAUCACUGAAACCGACAUUCAAAUCCGAAUUUCGUCAUUCAGGUUGAUUAAAGUAAGAUGAUCUGCGCUAAAUACUCCUUGUUUUCUUCUCUUCUUGAGUUGUUUUUCAUUCAGUUUCGUCAGCAUUGUCGUUAGGCAUUUGCAUAGGAGACAAUAAUAGUUGAACAAGACAAUAAAAAAGAUCGCGCGGAGAUUGGGAUUGGGCUGUAAUGGAUAGGUCAAACAUCAAUGGAUGGGGAGAGCUUGAGCCCCGAAGGGGGUCCGGACACCCCGCCAAACACCCCUGUUACACCAUCACACAAGACUACGGUGGAGCAUCACAGGCAGUGGAGGGAAUUGGACAAGUCCGAACCAGAGCCGGCCGCCUGUUUAGGUCAGCAUCAUCACCAACGUCAUCAUUGCCACGACCAUCAUCAUCAUCACCACCAUCAUCAUCAUAGCUCCCAUAAGCAUCACCAUGACGGUCAUUUCCCCGCGUUCGAAAAGAAGCUGUCGUACGAUCUUCAGGGCAUCUGUGAUGUCAAAGCUCAGCCCAACAACUAUGCCUCGUCGAUAUAUUCAUGCUACCAUGCCCAUUGGUGCGUUGCUUCUGUAUCCUCGACGCCACGCUCCAGUCCCAUUCCCGCGAGUCCGACCCUCUCCUCCCUCUCAUCGAACUGUAGCAGCGAAGGAGAGCUCGGGUGGCAGCAGCCGUUACGUCCGCGGACCACCACCGAGAAUGAUCCAGAUCGAUCUACUCGCAAAUCGGUUGGAGGUGAUGAUGACGACGAUGACGAUGACGAUGCGGACCAAAACAACGACCAAGACCAAGACCAAGAUCAUAGUGGCAAUUUGCCGAAUCCAGGUACCCGUCCUGCCACUGCCGGCCGAUACGAGACCGUCGUUCCUUUCUCUUUUUCCUCCUCCUUCUUCUUGAUACAUAGCUGCAAAGCUUUGUUCGUCCCGUGCACUACGUGUCUCGAUGAUCUAGCGACUUAAUCAUUAUCGUGUUUUCCUGGGAGGUAAACGCAGAAAAAAUUGAUAAAAAACAGAGAGAGAUUGUCAGAAUAGAAAUACUCGUUAUAAUUUACAGGAUGGUAAAAACACUUGAAAAAAUCUGGAAAUAAAAGUAGAGAGAAAAAAAGAAGUAAAGGAAAAAUUUUUAUUAUAGUUUCAAAUUUUAUAUUGUAAAUAUAAUAUAGACAAAC